This is a messenger RNA of Habropoda laboriosa, 4080 nucleotides long. RefSeq names its product rho GTPase-activating protein 100F (gene RhoGAP100F). The record is from RefSeq and is a predicted model, not a curated record. Gene Ontology annotation, molecular function: protein binding. The transcript is spliced from 19 exons. Bases 1 to 4080 code for a protein of 1359 amino acids. Lineage: Eukaryota; Metazoa; Arthropoda; Insecta; Hymenoptera; Apidae. Gene Ontology annotation, biological process: signal transduction.
AUGCAGUGGCGAAAACACGUGCGCAUCAAGUACGGUGGUCGAGUCGGUGUCGGUCAAGGGCAGCGGGAGCGGGAGCAGGUGCAGCUGCAGGUGCGCGUGGUGCAGCUGCAGCGGGAAGGGGGCGCACGACUCAGCUACGUCUGUCAUCAGCCUCAACUCUCGUCGACAGCUCGCCGCAGCUGCAGCGCAACAGCCAUGCUCUGCUGCGGCCGCAGAAAAGAGGGCCGGGGGGAAGUGACAGACAUCAGCGCAAGUCCUGGGAGGCAAGCACCUGCCAACCAGUUGCGCCCCAAGGAACCACCCCCAAUGGUCAUUCAGGGAGACUUCAGAAAGGUGAGCGGGAUCAGUACAGAAAUUUUCAAGCAGAUCGAGACCGUCGAGAACGAUCAUGACGCCUCGACAGCAGCGGCCCUCGAAACUGUCGAACGAAGAGGUGAAAUGGUUGUCCGGGUCAUCGAGCCACGACAAAUGGGCAGGCAGGCGGCCGAAGCGGGCAAGAAGUUCAUCGCCAUGCAGGAUCCAAAACAACCCAUCCACUUUGUCGAGAUAAUCAAAAGGCCUGGACAGACGCUGGGACUCUACAUACGAGAGGGCAACGGCGUCGACAGGAACGACGGCGUCUUUAUCUCGAGGAUAGCUCUGGAGACCGCGGUGUACAACAGUGGCUGCUUGAAAGUUGGGGACGAAAUACUGGCGGUGAAUCUGGUCGACGUGACACACAUGAGCCUGGACGACGUAGUGAUCAUCAUGUCGAUACCCAGGAGGCUCGUUCUGGCGACAAGACACGGCCAACAUCAGCCAGUGUCGCAUAGUCGACAAACAGAACAUAAGGCGCCACCUGUUGUGGUGAUCAAAAGGGAGCUGAAUGAGGAUGAGAGUGACCAUGCAAUGAGCAAUCACGUCAGAGAUGGCAAUCGUAAACUUGGAGAUGGUCGUGAGAUGCUGCCUUCCAGAUCUAAGUUAGGACUGACAGGUCUGGGCUCUAGUCAGGACCUAGGAUCCAGCAAUGGUGAUCUGUACUACAACUCCAGACCAGAGGGACACUGGUCAUACCAGCCACCACCACCACCAGUGAUCACACACCAGCCAAAACCCUCCACAACACAGCACUUUCAACCAUAUGAACGUGGAUAUCCUAAAACUCUGGAGAGUUUGGCUGAAAAAGUACACUCCUUCUACGCGGGGCCAGUAAUGCCCUCUAAUGGCGGUCGCCGGAUGUCUACGGGAGCGGGGAUGCAGUCAGUGGGCAGUAGACUGUCCAGUCAGACCCAGGCUACUCACUAUGGUUACGGCCAGCACACAGGAAGCGGAAGAAUCAUGCCCAGAAAGCAUUUGCCACGAGUAGACUACACAAGCAUCACUACCCCUGCUCGACACACUCUUCUCAGAUCCAGCUUGAAGUCAGGAACGUCAGCGUUGAGAUACAACACUAGGUACAGUACUCAGGGAGACAGCACAACGUCCACUCAAAGACAAAGUCAGUUUGGCACAUUAACCAGGAGGCAUCGACCGUCUUUAGAUUAUGCUUCAGACACAGAGGCAACAUGCUCCAAUUCGCCUAAGUCUGCGUACUAUUCCUAUAGGCACAAUAUGAACAAUCCGUCACAAAGCAGCGCUGUCUCUCACCUUGCCACACUGUCUAGGUCACAGAUUGGUCAGAGUUCCUCAGGUUUGAGAUCAAAUUCACUGCCUCGUAGCAGCAGAACGUUGCCUCAGCAGCCAAGUCUCAGGUCUGGACUUAGCACUGUAGCCUCUGGACUGAUAGAUCAAGAGGACAGUGAUGGAGCAUUGUCUGCGCCUGAAUUACCUUCCAUCAGACGUGAUAGAGGAAGAAUACCGUCAUCACCUAGUGUGUUCACGUCUGAUGAAUAUAGAGCAUGGCUCAGUCGAACUCCAAGCACCAGUGCAUUGUACGAGCAGAUCCGGGCCACUACAACCAGGCCACCGCGUUAUACUUACAGUGCAGAGAACAUCCAUGCAGCUGUAAAUCAAGGUGAAUAUGGUAGCUAUGGCACAUAUAGACCGCUUUCCAGUACCUUGGACCGUUUAUCAACGAGGUCGGCCUCCGCUCAGCAAGUCAAUCUAGCCAAUCUGAGGGCGUCGACGGCAAUUAGCUCGACGUGUCAUCGCGGAACAGCGAAUCCAAGACCAGCCUCCGUUGCAUCCAGCGCUCGUACUUCCUUGACGAGUCAAAAACCAACGCUGAGUAGCUCCACCACCCAAAGGGCAACGUCAGUGAGAAGGAUUAGGAAUCUGUUGGACCUAGAGUCCACCAGGAACAUACCCACCCCUACACCUACCAGAACUCAGGAUCAAAGACUGCUAGAUAUUAAUCCUGCAGAGUUCCUCAAAUAUAAGAUAGAGAAGCCUCCAACAGUGGGUACCCCGAGUUCGACCAGUUCUCUGCUGAGCUCUCUAGGGGAAACCAGCAGUGGAGACCUGGCAAGUGGGGUCAGUGGACUGCUCUGGGUCCACUUGUUGGCAGGUAGAGGUCUCCGCUCGACGACAUCUUCGUCAGCGGCCACCACACCCUCCACUCCAUCAGGUCAGCCUAAUUUAGCCAGCUGCGGCUUGAGAGACCUGUACUGUGUGCUGGAGUGCGAUAGGGUGCACAAGGCGAGGACUGUGGUGCGAACUGGUGACCUGAUGUUCGACUGGGACGAAACCUUCGAGCUGGACCUCGUUGGUAACCGACAGUUAGACUUGCUGGUCUAUUCCUGGGAUCCACAGUACAGGCACAAGCUUUGCUACAAGGGAUCUGUGCAUCUGGCGACCAUUCUCAAGGAGUCUCCGGUUCACCAGUUGGCUGUUAAGGUUGAGCCACGUGGAACAAUCUACUUAAGACUGAGAUAUACCGAUGCUCAGCAGACAUUUAGAAGGAGGGGACUUCCAGUCAUAUCUCUAGCCACCAGGGUAGCGCCUCUUUUCGGUGUGGAUCUUGAUACAGUGGUGAGUCGAGAGAGCAAGACAGGCGGAGUUCCUGGUGGAGUAUCCACUGCUCUGGCUAUGGGUGUUCCAAAUGUACCCAUAAUAGUGUGGCGCUGCGUAGAGGAGGUUGAAAGAAGGGGUCUUGACAUCAUUGGUCUCUAUAGGCUUUGCGGGUCAGCAACGAAGAAGAGGAUACUCAGAGAAGCCUUUGAAAGGAAUGCUCGUUCAGUUAAUCUAUCUCCUGACAAUGUACCAGAUAUCAACGUCAUCACUGGUGUACUGAAGGACUAUUUAAGAGAACUUCCAGAACCACUCUUCACGAAGUGCCUCUACCAGAUGAUGGUCGACGCACUGGCCGUCUGUCUACCGGAUGAUCCUCAAGGCAACGCGAAACUCAUGUUCAGUAUACUAGACUGUCUACCGAAAGUUAACAGGUGUACAUUGAUCUAUCUCCUUGACCAUCUGGCAAUGGUAGUAUCGCAAUGCAACAAAAUGUCACCAGCCAGUUUGGCAGUUUGUUUUGGACCAGUCUUGAUGCUGCAUUCAGAAGAAAAUGGACCACAUCUGGACUUCCAACAGCCAAUAGCGAUGCUCAAGUACCUCCUGGAGAUCUGGCCAGUAAAGUCAGUUCGGAAGAUUUCUUCAGUCGCUUCAGCGCUUCCUCGAGUUACGCAAGCAGUCGAGCACAACAGUCAGCAGCAACUGCAGCAACAGCAGCUGCAGGCGCAGCAACAGCUGCAGGGAACAUUGGGACGCACAGGGCUGCCCUGGCAGCCUCCACACUCACUUCAUCAACAGCCCCUCUCAACUACGGUACCACCCGUAGCCCUCGCGCCCUCCAUUCGUCCUCCACCGCCGGUCAAGCCUCGACAGGUGAUAGUAUCGUCUCCCGGUUCACCUAGCAGUGAGGAGUCGGAAGCCUCACCGGAGCCGAUUAACAAGAGUCUCCUGGGCGGCCUGGGACUCGACAAGAGCAACGAUGGGGCCACUAUGAACUCAACUGGUCCUGGAACAGAGCAGAUCACGCCUACCAGUAGCGUCGACACCGAGGAGGGAAAUACACCUCACCCAGAGGAGGGUGAAAAGGGCGUGGAGGGUGAUGCAGAAGCCAGUGACGACGACAGACACCAGCAUGUACCCAAGACUCAUUAA